CAUCCAAAACACACACCAAUCAAACAUCUUCCUAAACAGAAUCACACGAAGAAUCACUUGCGUACGAAAGAUGAAGCCUGUUACAUUUCUCGUGGCUCUUACUACAGUCGCAGUCGUUCUCUCCACCGUCAGUGCUAAUCCCUACGGUGGGUGGCAGCCGAUAGAAAACAUACACAACUAUCGCAUCCAGGAGAUUGCCAAGUUUGCGGUAGGAAUGCACAACUAUGAAAACAAUUUCAAAGAUCCGUUGAGACUUGUAAGCAUUAGGAGGGGCCUUGUCCAGGUGGUGGACGGCAUGAACUAUAAGCUCGACGUGAUGGUGGCUGAAGGCAACAGGCUCGACUCCAAGGGGAGUAUGUACCGAACGGAAGUUCACGUGAGGCUUGGUGCGAUGGAGCUCAUUUUUUUCACACGUAUAGUUAAAGGGUUAAAUUAAGAUCCUGCAUGAACAAUAAUUUAGCAGUCUUUGUUUUAGUUUUUUUUUUUUCAUUGUUUGAUUAAUAACUAGGAAUAACAUAAACUUUUGUUGGUUAUCUAGUAAUGUGUUAUUAGUUGAUUAUGUCAUUUUUAUCAAAAGUGUGAUUGUGCCCUUAAUUAAUUGCUAGUGUCUAAUUUUUAUCUCUACAAAUCGAUGUGCUAGAUAUCGUUCAACCGCACCAAAUCUCAUGAACAACUGAAAUCAAAACCAACAAAUAUUCAUUGAGUAAGACUAUUUCAAUGUCUCAAAUUAAUUACUGCAUCAUAUGCCAUAUGCUAGAAUUUGAGGACUUUCGAGAAUAGCGAAUGUUCAUGGACAAGUUAAUACACAAAAUUGUCAAUUGCAUCGAUUGUAGUAUUACUACAAGUACUAGUGCCCACUCAAGUUCUACUCGACAAAGCAACCAGUGUAUUAGUUGUUAAGUAAGGGCGCAGAGUAAACAAAAGGUGUCAUGUUUCCUUUGCGGAAACUUCAGAAAUUACUGCCUAAAAAAUGUUACAUGUAAGGAAUCCUUGAAAGGACAAAUAGUGACGAGAUUGGUUUGUUUAUAAAGUGUUGAUGAAAAGAAUCAUACUCCGAGUGGUGGCUAAAGAUUUAAAGUUCAACUAAAUCACACGGUCUCGCAAUAACCUAACACAUUUAAAAGGUGAGUCCAUAAGUAUCGAUUUGUUUAGAAAGUGUUUAUGAAAAUAAUCUUACUCGGAGUGGUGGCUAAAUAUUUAUAAUUCGACUAAAUCAUGCAGUCGCGCAAAAACCUAACACGUUUUAAAAGGCGGGUCCAUGAUUAUUGAUUAAUUUCCCAUUCGAAUUUUAUUAUAAAAGGCUCAUAUUUCUUGCUUGCUCAUAAACAUCGAGUAGAUAAUUGGAUUGGACGGGAAACAGAGGAGGAAACUAUAUUGGACCAAAUCCGAGAAAAUGCAUUUGGUUCUCUAUGCAUACACUUGCUUGUUUAGCUCUCUAUUCUAGACAUGUUCAAAAUUACCACUUUUAAUAACAGUUUUGUUAUCAA
Messenger RNA from Linum trigynum, 1487 nucleotides. Lineage: Eukaryota; Viridiplantae; Streptophyta; Magnoliopsida; Malpighiales; Linaceae. The record is from the annotation of a GenBank genome assembly.